Molecule: messenger RNA, 1927 nt
Organism: Zerene cesonia (dogface butterfly)
Lineage: Eukaryota; Metazoa; Arthropoda; Insecta; Lepidoptera; Pieridae
Product: myrosinase 1-like
Exons: 7
Coding region: 273-1865 (530 amino acids)
Biological process (GO): carbohydrate metabolic process
Molecular function (GO): beta-glucosidase activity
Source: RefSeq, a predicted model, not a curated record
UCGCUCUCAAUCCUGCAGUGUGUCUGCGGAAUGAGUUGCACCGAUACUAUUCCGAAGUAAUAUUUCAUCGUGCAGUGCGCGUUUGUUAAGUGUGCGUAUUGCACGCUUCCUUGCCAACCUUCAGUAUACCGUCACUGCAUUUUGAACAAAUCUAAUUAAACUGGUAUCCGUAGCAAUGCACUCAACAUAGUAUAUGUAUUAAUAAGUGUGAUAUUUAAAGUGAUAUUUUAUUCAGAAAUUAAUUAUUUAUCGUAGGUGUGUUAUUAAUUAAAAUGAUUAAGUUUAUUUUAUUUGUUGCUGUUUUAAAUAAUAUUUGUUAUGGUGAGACGACAAAUUUUUCUGGUGGGCCGAAGUCAAACUAUACCUUUCCAAAAAAUUUCGUCUUUGGAGUUUCCACUGCUGCUAUCCAAAUAGAGGGUGCCUGGAAUGAAGAUGGCAAGACUGAAAGUAUAUGGGAUCAUUUAGUGCGGACAAAUCGAAGCUUCGUAAGAGAUAGAUCAACUCCUGCCGUCGCUGCUGAUUCGUACCAUUUAUACAAACGGGACGCAGAGAUGAUACAUGAACUGGGAGUUGACAUUUAUCGUUUUUCUAUUUCCUGGCCCAGGAUAUUACCAAACGGUCUAGCGAACGGUGUGAACAGCCUCGGCAUACAGUAUUAUCGUAAUCUUAUAAACGAACUCGAGAAGUAUAAAAUUACCCCAAUGGUAACGAUAUAUCAUUGGGAUCUCCCACAGCGACUUCAAGAUAUUGGAGGAUGGACAAACGCCCACAUUGUCGACUAUUACACGGACUACGCUAACGUUUUGUUUGAGAACUUUGCUGAUAAGGUUAAGUACUGGGUGACUUUCAAUGAGCCGAUGCAGACUUGUUUAGAAGGUUACGGUGGGACAUACAGGGCACCGGCGAUCAACAGACAUGGCAUUGCUGAGUAUCUUUGCACGCACAAUCUUUUGAAAGCUCAUGCCAACGUAUACCACUUAUUCAACAGACAAUACCGACCUGUGUACGGAGGCAAGAUUGGAAUGUCUCUAGACUCUAAUUGGGCUGAACCGAAAACGAAUUCUACGAGUGAUAUGAAAGCCGCUGAAUUGUAUUUGAGAACUCACGUGGGUUGGUACGCGCACCCAAUAUACUCGAGUGAAGGAAAUUAUCCUCCAGAAUUAAUUAAACUAGUAGACGAGAAGAGCCGUCAGCAGAACUAUUCUCGCUCCCGAUUACCCAAAUUUACUCCUGAAGAAGUCGAAUUUAUAAAGGGUACGGCGGAUUUCUUUGGACUUAACCAUUAUACUACGUAUCUCUUAAGCAUGGCGGAAGGCGAAGUGGGACAAAUCCCAUCUCAUGAAAAUGAUGUCGGUAUAGUUCGCGUUCAAGAUUCAAACUGGCCAUCAAUGUCUUCGUCAAGUUGGUUAAAGGUUGUGCCAUACGGCUUCCGCCGUCUCCUCGCUUGGAUAACUAAAACAUACAACAACAUCCCGAUUAUUGUCACUGAGAAUGGAUACGCUGACUACAGCGGUAUCAACGACAAGGCUCGCGUCACGUACUACUGUCAUUACUUGAAUGCUCUGUUACACGCAAUUCAUGAAGACAAGAGUAAUGUGCAAGGAUACUUCGCGUGGAGUCUCAUGGACAAUUGGGAGUGGGAUGAUGGUUUUGUGUCCCGCUUUGGUCUUUACUUGGUUGACUUCAAGAGCCCGAAUAAAACGAGGACGGCUAAGGAUUCGGCGCGACUAUACACAAGCGUUGUCUCAACGAGAGGGUUGCCAAAAGAUUAUGACCCCGAAGACUAUGUCGCCUUCUCUGGGGCGCCAACCCUCCUUAUUCCUACUGUCCUUCCACUCAUACCGCUCUACAGACUAAUCAUCUGAAGUAGAAUUCUGUAGAUAUUUUUACAUUUUACGUAUGUAAACUAUAAUAAAAUUAAGUAUUU